Solanum stenotomum is the source of this 741-nucleotide messenger RNA. RefSeq names its product heat stress transcription factor A-6b-like. NCBI's taxonomy places the organism in Eukaryota, Viridiplantae, Streptophyta, Magnoliopsida, Solanales, Solanaceae. The coding region runs from base 1 to 741 and encodes 246 amino acids. Gene Ontology annotation, molecular function: RNA polymerase II cis-regulatory region sequence-specific DNA binding; DNA-binding transcription factor activity. Gene Ontology annotation, cellular component: nucleus. Gene Ontology annotation, biological process: regulation of transcription by RNA polymerase II. The transcript has 2 exons. The record is from RefSeq and is a predicted model, not a curated record.
AUGGCAAUGAACAAUAUGAAUCAAUUUUCUUCUGGAGAAAUCAAACACGGUGUUAGUGAUGGUGCAAAACGCGAACCAGGCAUUGCCCCUUUCGUAACAAAAACAUAUGAUAUGGUGGAAGAUCCGAAUACGAACUCUAUAAUCUGUUGGAGUUCAUCUGGUACUAGUUUCAUUAUUUGGGAUCAUAACAGAUUUAGCUUCGAAGUUCUACCAAAAUAUUUCAAGCAUACUAAUAUGUCAAGCUUCGUUUAUCAGCUCAAUAACUAUGGAUUCAAGAAGAUUGGACUUCAGAAAUGGGAAUAUGGACAUUAUUGGUUUCAAGCAGGGAAAAAACACUUGUUAUGUAACAUAAAAAGGCGAAUGAAAAAUCUGAAUGCUCAUAGAGAUUUUAAUCAAGAAACUUAUUUUUACGGAGUGGAGGAAGAGAUGAGGAGCCAGAGAGAUCUCAACGUUACGUUGAAGUCAGAAUUCGAGAAGUUGAAAGAGAGACAAGAUGAUAUGGUUAAGGGAAUCGCGUCUUUAAAGGAAUAUUUGGAGAAAUCAGAGGCAGAGUCAAGGAAAUUCCUCUGUUUCUUAGCAAAAGCAGUUAAAAAAGUUGUUGCAACUAAACGUGAUGUGGAAGUUAGAGAUGUAAUUACGAGUAAACGUAGAGCUGAGGAUGUAACGGGGAGUAGUAAAAGCUCGGAGAAGAAGAAGAUGACUGAUUUUUCAGCGAUUAAACGAGUAUAUGAUAUCGUGUAG